Messenger RNA from Poecilia reticulata (guppy), 1691 nucleotides. It is a transcript of the gene rab3ip, whose product is annotated as RAB3A interacting protein (rabin3). Gene Ontology annotation, cellular component: Golgi to plasma membrane transport vesicle. Lineage: Eukaryota; Metazoa; Chordata; Actinopteri; Cyprinodontiformes; Poeciliidae. Gene Ontology annotation, molecular function: guanyl-nucleotide exchange factor activity. Gene Ontology annotation, biological process: exocytosis. The record is from RefSeq and is a predicted model, not a curated record.
UCAUCUGUUUUCCGAGCCGUCCUCAAACGCAUCUCCCGUCAGCCUCUGCGUCAACAGCCGCUCCGGUGUGUUUGUUUGUUUGUUUGUUUGUUUGUUUGUCGGCUUGUUCCGGUAGCUUACCGGGAGGCAGACCCUCCGCCCGGCUGCUGUCCUCACGGUGAAGGACUGUUGGUGCUGACCUGGAACCAGAACCUGCUGGACUCUCCAUCCAGAGCUGAACAUGAACCAAGCAGAGCAGCGCCCCCCGACCCGCCACAGCGCCCCGCCCGCCUCCCUGUACCGCGCCCACUCUCUGGCGCCGCCCCCUGCUGGCAUCCCCACGUCACUGCGAGCCGAUCAGCUCCCCACGCAGCCGGUUUACUCCACGCCGCGGCACAGCCACAAUGGAAGCGUGCCGGGCCUGGAGGCGGAGCCGGCCGAGGGCGGCUUCCUGUCCGGGGACGACGGCGACGAGUGCGGCGCGCUGAGCGACAGCCUGUCGCGGCUACGCAGCCCGUCGGUGAUGGAGGUCAGGGAGAAGGGAUACGAGAGGCUGAAGGAGGAGCUGGCCAAGGCUCAGAGGGAGCUGCUGUUGAAGGAUGAGGAGUGUGAGAGGUUGUCUAAAGUCAGAGACCAGCUCGGCCAGGAGCUGGAGGAGCUCACCGCCAGUCUCUUCCAGGAGGCUCAUAAGAUGGUGAGAGAGGCAAACGUGAAGCAGGCGAAUGCAGAGAAACAGCUGAAGGAAGCUCUGGGCAAGAUCGACGUCCUGCAGGCGGAGGUCCAGGCCCUGAAGACGCUGGUCCUCUCCUCCCCCACGUCCCCCGUCGCCGAGCUCCCGCCUGCAGGCAAGGCUCCCUUCAGGAAGGGCCACAGCCGCAACAAGAGCACCUCGUCCGCCAUGUUGGGGUCGCAGCCCGACCCGGCCGCCACGCAGCCCAUCGUCAGGGAGUGCAGGGAGGUGGACAGUCAGCUGUUCGCUGAGUUUAAAGCGUGGAAGGAGGCGCCGACGCUGGACCGGAGCUGCAGCUUCCUGGAGAGAGUUUACCGGGAAGACAUCCACCCCUGCCUCGCCUUCAACAAGAGCGAGCUGGGUUCGGCCAUCUUGGACGCCGUGGAGCAGAACACGCUGAGCGUGGAGCCGGUGGGUUUCCAGCCGCUUCCUGUGGUCAAAGCGUCGGCGGUGGAAUGCGGCGGCCCAAACGGGCGAAGGGCGGCGCUCGUCACAAAGUGCGCCCUGAGCGGUCAGACCAAAACCUGUAAGCACAGAAUCAAGUUUGGAGACUCGUCCAACUAUUACUACGUUUCUCCUUUCUGCAGAUACAGAAUCACAGCGGUGUGUAAUUUCUUCACCUACAUUCGCUACAUCCACCAGGGUUUGGUCAAGCAGCAGGACGCAGAGCAGAUGUUCUGGGAGGUGAUGCAGCUCCGCAGGGAAAUGUCCUACGCAAAGCUCGGAUACUACAAGGACCAGCUGUGAAGCCAUCCAAUCACAGCACAGCCUGACCAACAAGUCCCGCCCCCCUGCGGUGUGAAGGAAGGACUGUUUUUGUUCCUGGGAGCCGCGGCGGCGGCGCGGACUGAAAGGCCGCUAACGAUCCGGAUCGUUCUUUAGGUUCUGUUCGCGUCGUUUUCUGACCUCCAUUAUGUGACACUAAAAAAAAAGCUUCUCCUUGCAUUUAAAUUAAAUUAUAAUAAAUCAGAAAAUACUUGAA